AGACAGUGCCCAUUGUUUCCUCUUUCUCUCUCCGUCUGAUCAAUCCCCCACAUUCCUUCAGUCCAAUCACCGCAACAAGAAAAGGGGGAAAAAAGAGAGAUUACCUUUUAUAAUUAUGUAUUGUACCAUCUUCUCUCAAGUGGUAAAUUUUAAGAGUUUCGUUACUGGUUUUUCAUCUGUCUCUGUGUGGACUUUGGCGUGUUCCUUUGGCCUUUGUGCUUUUGAUUCUAACUUCUCUCUAGGGGUAGUGAAUGAGUGAGAAUGAGUGAGAGUUUCAUUUCAUGCUCUUUUUAUUCUGGGGUCUGCAAAAGGAAACAAGAUAAUGGGGGUGGCGGAAUCACUGGCAACUAGCAGACCAGAGCUAAAAACCAAAACCUGUAGAAGGUAGGAAUCAGGCCCGGAAGUCUCAGAUCUCAAGGAUAUUUGAAUUUCAGGCUUGAAUUAGCUUGGUUCUUUCUCUGGAAAGUUUUGUUCAUUCCUCUCAGUUCGAAUUCUUUUCCGAGCUGGUUUGAUGGUCAUUGCGCGACGUUCUUGUUUCGGCAAUCGUGGGCUUUGCUUUAUGGGCAUCUGAUUCCGAGAGUGGCUUUUUGUUCGGAUAAGGCAAUAUGCACACUUGCUCUCUGGUCAGAAUGGCUUGUCAAAUUGCUAAUUAUGAACUAGCUGCGUGAAGGAAUAAAGGGAAGGAGUUUCUGAAGCAAGAAUAUAGAGCUAUGGGAACGACUAGUUCAGUUUUCUGGCUUCUGGCUUUGCUGUUUCCGGCUUUGAUGGAGAUUUCCUCUGCCGCGCUUUCUUCUUCUGGGAUAAAUUAUGAAGUUGUCGCUCUGAUGGCCAUAAAAAAUGAAUUGCGUGAUCCACACAAUGUCCUGGAGAGUUGGGAUAUUAAUUCUGUCGAUCCUUGUAGCUGGAGGAUGAUUACUUGUACCCCAGAUGGCUCCGUCUCUGCUUUAGGAUUGCCCAGUCAGAACUUGUCAGGUAAGCUAUCUCCUGGGAUUGGCAAUCUGACUAACUUGCAAUCUGUGUUACUUCAGAACAAUGCCAUUUCUGGUUCAAUUCCUGCUGCUUUAGGAAAUCUGGUAAAGCUUCAGACACUUGAU
Messenger RNA from Neltuma alba, 1094 nucleotides. Its product is annotated as protein NSP-INTERACTING KINASE 3-like. NCBI's taxonomy places the organism in Eukaryota, Viridiplantae, Streptophyta, Magnoliopsida, Fabales, Fabaceae. The record is from RefSeq and is a predicted model, not a curated record. The transcript has 4 exons. The annotation marks the transcript as partial.